CUAGUGGAGCAGUAUUAGUUACUCUGAAUUGAUAGCCAAUGGACGCUGGACCUUACGCCGCCCGUUGAUUGGCUCGCCGGGGCUAUAAACACCAGGCUGCGGUGUCCAUGGGAAGCACUCAGCCGGCCAUCCAUCAUCUCUCCCACUGCAUACCAGCACCACAGGUGCGAGCCAUGGCGAGGAGCCGCCACUCUUCCUCCGGUCUCCUAUGCGUCCUCUUCCUCCUCGUCGCUGCCAUGGCAGCGGAGGGUGCAGGGUGCGCGCAGGCGGGACAGCGGAAAUUGCAGCAAGUUCCAGGGCCACAGCCGCUGCCACUACCGAUUCCGAACCCGCAGCCUGGCCCGAACCCACAACCUUUGCCUAACCCACAGCCAUUACCGCAGCCACAGCCGGACCCAAACCCGCAGCCACAGCCAUUGCCGCAGCCUCUUCCACAACCACAACCACUGCCGAACCCAAACCCGCAGCCACAGCCUUUACCACCACAGCCUCUGCCACAACCACUGCCGGGCCCAAACGCGCAACCGCUGCCAUUACCACAGCCCCUGCCACUACCACCGCCGGGCCCAAACGCGCCACCGCUGCCAUUACCGCCGCCUCUGCCCCUACCACCGCCGGGCCCAAACCCACAGCCGCUGCCGCAACCGGAUGCCCCAGGCUCAUAUCCGCAGGUACAACCGUUGCCGGACUCAAACACGCCCGGCCGACAGAAUAACGCACUACAGGGACCACUUGGAAAUGGCGCAGCCCCAGCCUUAUAUUCAUGCGGUGCAACCUACAUACAUAUAUUCUCCAUGGGUUUAUUAUUGUACUAUUUUGUUUAGAUAAAGUGACGCUUGUUCAUGUAAAUAGAUUUACUAUUUCUCUAGACUACAUAAAAAUAAUGUAUCGAUUGGGCAUGAUAUCUCUGUAUUGACAUUUAUACUAGUAUAUUAUUUGUAAUAAAUUUUUAUAUGGUUGUACAA
Molecule: messenger RNA, 965 nt
Organism: Triticum urartu
Lineage: Eukaryota; Viridiplantae; Streptophyta; Magnoliopsida; Poales; Poaceae
Source: RefSeq, a predicted model, not a curated record